GGAGACGCCUUUAUUAAUCCCCAAUCUUCGUUCUUUUUACAAUCGAAUCGAUCUAGAGAGAAAGAGAAGAAAAGCUCAUCUCUUUCUUCGAGUUAAUUUUCAAUUUAAGCGGAAAGAGAGAUCUUCUCUGCUUUCAGCUGAUUGGUUUCUCUCUCUCUCUCUCUCUGUCUCUGAUCUAACCAAAGCUGCUUGUGGUCUCUGGGGAUGCUCGUCGUUAUAGCUUGUAGAAUCCGCCGGCUGAUCUCAAACGAACUUUCUCAAUCAUGGAUUUUAAAGAGAUCUCGUCCUUCUUUAUAGAUCACCUCCCACUAUUGGAGCUCUGCUCGGUCCUCACCAACCUCGCGCUCUUUCUAGUGUUUCUAUUCACUCUCUCCGCCACGCAGAUUCUCGUCUGCGUCCGGAGAGGAGGAAGAGAUAGACUCUCUAAGGAAGACGUUAAUUUAGAAAGAGAGGCUAACGAUGUUAGUUUCGGGACCGUGUUUAAAUUUUCCCUGCUAUGUUGCGUCUAUGUGUUAGCCGUCCAAGUUUUGGUGUUAGUGUUCGAUGGAGUUAAGGUUAUUAGAGGAGCUAGUGACUGGUUUAUUACUCUCUUCUUCCCAGCUGCUCAGUGUUUAGCUUGGGUUGUUAUUACCUUCUUAGCUCUCCAUUUGAAGUACAAGCCGUCGGAGAAGCUACCUCUCUUGCUGAGGGUAUGGUGGUUUGUAGCGUUCAGUGUUUGUCUAUGUACUUUGUAUGUGGACGGGAGAAGGCUAGCGGUUGAAGGCUGGAGAGGUGGAUGCUCUUCUCACGUUGUGGCGAAUUUAGCCGUUACGCCUGCUCUUGGUUUUCUCUGCUUCGCCGCGCUGAGAGGUGUUUCCGGUAUCGAAAUUCGUCUAACCUCUUCUGAUCUUCAAGAGCCUCUGCUUGUGGAAGAAGAAGCCGCUUGUCUUAAAGUGACUCCGUAUAGUACAGCUGGACUUGUUAGCCUAGUGACAUUGUCUUGGUUGGAUCCCCUUCUCUCCGCGGGGUCGAAAAGACCGCUUGAGCUUAAAGAUAUACCUCUUCUCGCGCCGAGGGAUAGAGCCAAGUCGAGCUACAAGGUUCUGAAGUCGAACUGGAAGAGGUCCAAGUCGGAGAAUAAUCCUUCUUUAGCACGCGCCAUUCUCAAGUCCUUCUGGAAAGAAGCAGCUUGCAAUGCAGUCUUUGCUGGCUUGAACACUCUCUUAUCCUACGUGGGACCUUACAUGAUCAGCUACUUCGUUGACUAUCUCGGAGGGAAGGAGAUCUUCCCUCACGAAGGAUACGUCCUCGCGGGGAUCUUCUUCGCCUCCAAGCUCGCGGAGACCGUCACCACGCGUCAGUGGUACAUGGGGGUUGAUAUCUUGGGGAUGCACGUUAGAUCAGCUCUAACGGCUAUGGUGUAUAGAAAAGGUCUCAAGCUCUCGAGCAUAGCCAAGCAGAAUCACACGAGCGGAGAGAUUGUGAACUACAUGGCGGUUGAUGUCCAGCGGAUAGGAGACUACUCGUGGUAUCUUCACGAUAUCUGGAUGCUUCCGAUGCAGAUAGUCCUCGCUCUCGCGAUCUUGUACAAAAGCGUGGGGAUAGCGUCUGUAGCUACGUUGGUGGCGACGAUAAUCUCAAUCCUUGUCACCAUUCCGUUGGCUAAGGUUCAGGAAGAGUAUCAAGACAAGCUGAUGGCUGCGAAAGACGAAAGAAUGAGGAAGACUUCGGAGUGUCUUAGGAACAUGAGGGUUCUGAAGCUGCAGGCGUGGGAGGAUCGGUAUAGAGUGAGAUUAGAAGAGAUGAGGGAAGAGGAGUACGGAUGGCUUCGGAGAGCGUUGUACUCACAGGCUUUUGUUACCUUCAUCUUCUGGAGCUCACCGAUCUUUGUAUCAGCCGUUACAUUCGCUACUUCGAUCUUCCUAGGCACUCAGCUGACAGCUGGAGGUGUUCUCUCCGCUCUGGCGACGUUCAGGAUCCUCCAGGAGCCGCUUAGGAACUUUCCUGAUCUGGUUUCGAUGAUGGCUCAGACUAAAGUUUCUCUUGAUAGGAUCUCCGGGUUCUUGCAGGAGGAAGAGCUUCAAGAAGACGCAACUGUUGUUAUCCCACGUGGGAGUUCGAAUGUAGCCAUAGAGAUUAGAGACGGUGUGUUCUGUUGGGAUCCGUUUUCUUCGAGGCCGACGUUAUCUGGGAUUCAGAUGAGAGUGGAGAAAGGUAUGCGCGUGGCUGUCUGCGGCACAGUUGGCUCUGGAAAAUCAAGCUUCAUCUCUUGCAUCCUCGGAGAAAUACCGAAAAUCUCUGGUGAAGUUAGAAUAUGUGGUACUACUGGGUAUGUGUCACAGUCGGCUUGGAUUCAGUCUGGUAACAUUGAAGAAAACAUUCUAUUUGGCAGUCCAAUGGAGAAAGCAAAGUACAAGAACGUGAUACAAGCGUGUUCCCUAAAGAAAGAUUUAGAGCUUUUCUCACAUGGUGACCAGACCAUUAUAGGAGAGAGAGGCAUAAACCUCAGCGGUGGCCAGAAGCAACGUGUACAGCUUGCGAGGGCGUUGUAUCAAGAUGCUGACAUUUAUUUACUAGACGAUCCUUUUAGUGCUCUUGAUGCACACACUAGCUCUGAUUUGUUUAGGGAUUAUAUUCUAUCUGCGUUAGCUGAGAAGACUGUUGUUUUUGUGACGCAUCAAGUUGAGUUUCUUCCUGCAGCUGAUCUAAUAUUGGUUAUGAAGGAAGGGCGGGUUAUUCAAUCGGGUAAAUACGAUGAUCUGCUACAAGCUGGUACUGACUUCAAGGCCUUAGUGUCUGCCCACCAUGAAGCAAUCGAGGCAAUGGACAUCCCAAGUCCAUCCUCAGAAGACUCUGACGAAAACCCAAUCCUGGAUAGUUUGGUCAUGCAUCAUAACUCAAAGUCAGAUAUUUAUGAAAACGACAUCGAGACUUUGGCCAAGGAAGUUCAAGACGGCGGAUCCGCUUCGGAUCAAAAGGCAAUCAAAGAGAAGAAGAAGAAAGCAAAGCGUUCCCGCAAAAAGCAGCUUGUUCAAGAAGAAGAGAGAGUGAAGGGAAAAAUCAGCAUGAAGGUGUACUUGUCAUACAUGGGAGCAGCGUACAAAGGGCUUCUGAUUCCUCUGAUUAUACUGGCGCAAGCUUCUUUUCAGUUUCUCCAGAUUGCUAGUAACUGGUGGAUGGCUUGGGCGAAUCCUCAAACUGAAGGCGACCAGUCUAAAGUAGAUCCUACGGUUCUUCUCGUUGUUUAUACUGCCUUAGCUUUUGGAAGCGCCGUGUUUAUAUUUGUGCGAGCUGCUCUGGUUGCAACUUUUGGUCUAGCUGCUGCUCAGAAGCUCUUCUUGAAUAUGCUUAGAAGUGUGUUCCGUGCGCCAAUGUCAUUCUUUGAUUCCACUCCUGCAGGCAGAAUCUUGAAUCGAGUUUCGAUUGAUCAAAGCGUUGUGGACCUUGACAUUCCAUUUAGACUCGGCGGGUUUGCUUCAACAACGAUACAACUAUUUGGAAUAGUCGGUGUAAUGACCAACGUCACCUGGCAAGUCUUCCUUCUUGUUGUUCCAGUAGCGGUUGCUUGCUUCUGGAUGCAGAAAUAUUACAUGGCUUCUUCGAGAGAGCUGGUCCGCAUUGUUAGUAUCCAGAAGUCUCCAAUAAUUCAUCUCUUUGGGGAAUCAAUAGCUGGUGCAGCCACGAUAAGAGGAUUUGGCCAGGAGAAAAGAUUCAUCAAGAGGAAUCUUUACCUUCUCGAUUGCUUUGCUCGACCUUUCUUCUGCAGCAUCGUUGCAAUAGAGUGGCUUUGUUUGCGCAUGGAGUUGCUUUCCACGCUUGUGUUUGCUUUCUGUAUGGUUUUGCUCGUCAGUUUCCCACAUGGAACCAUUGAUCCUAGUAUGGCAGGGCUUGCUGUGACAUACGGGCUCAACUUGAACGGACGUCUAUCACGGUGGAUACUUAGCUUCUGUAAGCUUGAAAACAAAAUCAUCUCUAUCGAAAGAAUCUAUCAGUACAGUCAGAUUUUAAGUGAAGCGCCAGCAGUUAUAGAAGAUUCCCAACCGCCUUCCACGUGGCCUGAGAGAGGAACAAUCGAGCUUCUUGACGUUAAGGUUCGUUAUGCUGAGAAUCUUCCAACGGUGCUCCACGGGAUAAGCUGUGUGUUCCCUGGAGGAAAAAAGAUUGGUAUAGUUGGAAGAACGGGAAGCGGAAAGUCUACUUUGAUUCAAGCUUUGUUUCGGUUGAUUGAGCCAACCGCUGGAAGAAUAACUAUAGACAACAUUGAUAUCUCUCAGAUUGGUCUUCAUGAUCUCCGUAGCCGCCUCGGUAUCAUACCUCAGGAUCCUACAUUGUUUGAAGGAACAAUCCGAGCUAAUCUUGACCCUCUUGAAGAACAUUCAGAUGAUAAAAUCUGGGAGGCUCUUGAUAAGUCCCAGCUUGGUGACGUUGUUAGAGGAAAAGAUCUAAAACUCGACUCUCCAGUGCUGGAAAAUGGAGAUAACUGGAGUGUUGGACAGAGACAGCUUGUGUCACUUGGGAGAGCAUUACUUAAACAAGCAAAAAUACUUGUUCUUGAUGAAGCAACAGCAUCAGUAGACACAGCAACAGACAAUUUAAUCCAGAAGAUUAUCAGAACUGAGUUUGAAGACUGCACCGUCUGCACCAUUGCUCACCGGAUCCCAACUGUAAUCGACAGUGACCUUGUUUUGGUUCUCAGCGAUGGUAGAGUAGCAGAGUUUGAUACUCCUGCGCGGCUCUUAGAAGACAAAUCAUCCAUGUUCUUGAAACUGGUGAGCGAAUACUCCUCAAGAUCUAGUGGGAUGCCUGACUUGUGAUCAUUGAUGUUAAAAAUUUGAGGUUAGGGGUUAAAACUGAAAAAUGUGACAAAGCUUACAGUCUCUUAAGUAAGAGAGACUUCCCACUGGGUACAAAAAAAAAGAAUGACAUGAUGCAGUCUUUGCGCUCAUAUACUUUUAAAGCUGUUCUUAUGAACAUUGAAAGAGACCUUUUUGUAAGGAACACAGCUUCUGUGGUGAUCUUUUAAAAUGUUAUCGGUAAUCUGCAAAAAUA
Messenger RNA from Brassica oleracea var. oleracea, 5028 nucleotides. Its product is annotated as ABC transporter C family member 5. Gene Ontology annotation, cellular component: plant-type vacuole; vacuolar membrane. NCBI's taxonomy places the organism in Eukaryota, Viridiplantae, Streptophyta, Magnoliopsida, Brassicales, Brassicaceae. The transcript has 10 exons. Gene Ontology annotation, biological process: transmembrane transport. Bases 264 to 4793 code for a protein of 1509 amino acids. Gene Ontology annotation, molecular function: ATP binding; ABC-type transporter activity; ATP hydrolysis activity. The record is from RefSeq and is a predicted model, not a curated record.